UUUAUUGUCUCCUUUCUAGAUUCUCUGAGUUUUCCGCCAUAUUUCCUCACACUUCUUGGUUGGCCUUAUAUCAAAGAUGGCAGCCACUUCGAGCAUGGAUUGUGGCGAUUUUUUAGAAUUUCAGGAUACUCUACAGAAAAUGAGGCUUCUUGAUGAUAAAAUAAUUUAUAUGCUCAAUACUUCAAUACCCACGGAAUCAUUCAAAAGCCAAACAGACCCUGUUGUAAAAUGUAAAGAUUUAUUUCAACAAAUUCAGUCAGGGCAUGCUCAAAGAGAAGUGGCUAUCAAAAAGUGUUUGGAUGCUGCACGAGAAAGAGUGAAGCAAUUAAAAGAUCAGAAAGAUGCUGGACAAGAAGAUUCAGCACUGCUUAAAAAACUAAGAAAAGAACAGAAUACAUUGCGCUUACUGCAAUCAGAACUUAGUGUAGAGGAAGUAGUGAAAAAACGCACAACUCAAGUAUAUUAUGAAAGAUGUCGUGGAUACUAUAAGCCACCAAAUCUAGAUUCAUGAAAUAAAAUUUAUGUAAUCCUUGGAGAUCGCAAAGAACAUAAAGUAGUAGUUCUGAAGGAUUAACAAAUCACACACCAUGAAUGUUAACUACUUUGAAAAUAUGAUGACUUUUGGCAUUUAUAAAUUGUACAGGAAUGAAAAAGGAAGAAAAUGUACAAUGAAGAAAUUCAUAACUUCAAUAGCAUCGGUGUUAUUAUACACUAAUUGAAAGUAUAAUAUAGGAAGAAACCAUUUAAAAUAUACAUUUAUUGCAAUAAAUAAUAUUGCGGAUUGAAUUAUUAUUCCUACAUCUUUAGUUUUUUAUAAUUACUUUUAAAAAUUCCGCAAAAAAACUGAAAUGUAACCAGCCAACAUUUAAAGUCGAAAUAGUGACAAUAAACUAUGAUACAUAUUUCAAAAUCAUCAACUAUAUGGAAAUAUUUUAAACGCUUCAUUGUAAAUAUGAUACAUGGUUUGUUAUGAUUUGUACAAAUUUGUUAUAUUAUAAUAAUUGUUAUAUUGUAUAACAAGAUGACAAAAUAUUUCAAAUAUAUGCAUUUAAUAGAAAA
Cephus cinctus (wheat stem sawfly) is the source of this 1059-nucleotide messenger RNA. It is a transcript of the gene Ccdc58, whose product is annotated as coiled-coil domain-containing protein 58. Bases 77 to 511 code for a protein of 144 amino acids. Gene Ontology annotation, cellular component: mitochondrion; mitochondrial intermembrane space. The record is from RefSeq and is a predicted model, not a curated record. The transcript has 2 exons. Lineage: Eukaryota; Metazoa; Arthropoda; Insecta; Hymenoptera; Cephidae.